Messenger RNA from Phaethon lepturus (White-tailed tropicbird), 3550 nucleotides. RefSeq names its product unc-51 like autophagy activating kinase 1 (gene ULK1). Gene Ontology annotation, cellular component: autophagosome; cytoplasm. Bases 159 to 3056 code for a protein of 965 amino acids. Gene Ontology annotation, molecular function: protein serine/threonine kinase activity; ATP binding. Lineage: Eukaryota; Metazoa; Chordata; Aves; Phaethontiformes; Phaethontidae. The record is from RefSeq and is a predicted model, not a curated record. The transcript has 27 exons. Gene Ontology annotation, biological process: positive regulation of autophagy; autophagy; autophagosome organization.
CUGAGUUGGAAGUAGCUGUGAAAUGCAUUAACAAGAAGAACCUUGCAAAAUCUCAAACUCUGCUGGGCAAGGAAAUAAAAAUACUUAAGGAAUUGAAACAUGAAAACAUCGUUGCCUUGUAUGACUUCCAGGAACUGGCAAAUUCUGUCUACUUGGUUAUGGAGUACUGUAAUGGUGGUGACCUGGCAGACUAUCUUCACACUAUGCGAACACUUAGUGAAGACACCAUCAGGCUCUUUCUCCAGCAGAUAGCAGGUGCCAUGAAAAUGCUGCACAGCAAAGGCAUCAUCCAUCGGGACCUGAAACCACAGAAUAUCCUCCUUUCCUACGCAGGAGGCAGGAAAUCAAAUCCCAACAACAUUCGCAUAAAGAUCGCUGACUUUGGAUUUGCCCGAUACCUGCAGAACAAUAUGAUGGCAGCGACAUUGUGCGGCUCACCAAUGUACAUGGCACCAGAAGUCAUUAUGUCUCAACACUACGAUGCCAAAGCUGACCUCUGGAGUAUAGGAACCAUCAUUUAUCAGUGUCUGACAGGAAAGGCUCCUUUUCAGGCCAGCAGCCCACAGGAUCUUCGUCUCUUCUAUGAGAAAAACAAGAUGCUGAUGCCGAACAUCCCCAGGGAGACAUCAAGCCACCUGAGGCAGCUGCUGCUGGGCCUUUUGCAGCGUAAUCAUAAGGACCGCAUGGACUUUGAUGAAUUUUUCCAUCACCCGUUCUUGGAUGCAAGUGCCUCUAUGAAAAAAUCUGCUUCCGUGCCAAUGCCUUCUUAUCCCAGUUCAGGCUCCGGUAGUUCCUCUAGCAGCUCUUCUACUUCCCACCUGGCAUCACCUCCCCAGUCCCUUGGAGAGAUGCAGCAGCAGCUGCAGGAGAAGGCGCUGGCAUCUCCUACCCAGGAUUCCCCUGGCUUUCUGCAUGGAUCCAAGGACUCCGCCGGAAGCAGCAGUAAGAAUUCGUCCUGUGACACAGAUGACUUCGUGAUGGUCCCAGCACAGUUCUCAAGUGAUUUAACUGCUGAGGCUGCAGGAGGGAAACCAAUCCAAGACAGUCUGAUGUACAGCGGGAGUUCUCUGGUGACUUCAGCAGGCUUGGAAAGCCAGGGAAGGACACCAUCUCCUUCACCUCCAUACAGCAGUUCUCCUAGCCCAUCCAGCCGGCCAGGUCAGUUUUCUAGCAGCAAGUACGGACACUCGGUGCCCAUUCCAGUCCCAACGCAAAUUCAUAACUACCGGCGGAUUGAGCAGAACCUGCAGUCUCCCAAUCAAUACGCCUCUCCACGGUCUGGUACAGUCCGGAGGUCUAGCAGUACAAGCCCUCUUGGUUUUCCUAAAACGGGUGCUUCCCCUCCUUAUCCUGGAGAGCAUGGAUCUGUGCCCAGCUCUAGAAAGCUCUCCUUUGGCGGUGCCAAGCCAUUUAUGCCAUCACCACAAGUUGGAACAAUCCCAGAGCAGCCCAGGCAGAGUGUUAUCCCCUCGUCUCUCGGAGCAGAAGUGAGAAGCCGGAUUCCUGUUGCUGGUUCCUCAGCGCCUGAACAUUCUCCUCGAGGGAUGGGCUCCCGGCUCCACAGUGCUCCCAACCUGUCAGAUUUUCAUUCCUGCAGGCAGAAGAUAACCAAGCAGCACUCUGAUCCUCUUGUUGCUCACUUCGGUCAUAACCCAGUCAGCCAGCCUCUGCAGAUUCAUGGCUUGCAGCACUGCCGGCAGCUCAGAUCCUCACCAAAGCUGUCCGAGUUCAUGCAGAGGAGCCCUUUGCCAACUAUAAUGGGCUCCCCUACAAAGGCUGUGUCCCCAUUUGAGUUUCCCAAAACCCCAAGUUCCCAGAAUCUCCUCACCCUCUUGGCCCAUCAGGGGGUCAUGAUGACUCCGACACGGAACAAGACCUUGCCAGAUCUGAAGGAGAUGGGUCAUUUCCACUGCCAGCAAACUGGCUUGGGAUUGAGGCCUGUGGAAGAGAUCAAGGGCAGAUCUCUGAGCACAGGCAGGCUCACUGACCUGCUUCUGAAGGCAGCCUUUGGAGCACAGAUCUCAGAAGCUGGCAGCAAUGACAGCCUGAACAAUGAGAAGCCAAUGGAAAUUGCAGCUCCCUCAGGUGCUUAUGGAGGGACCCUGCACUCUGGUGCCCGGGCUGGGGGCUCUGCCAGCCCAUCCCCAGUGAUUUUUACUGUCGGAUCCCCUCCCAGUGGAACAACCCCCCCACAGACCACGAGGACCAGGAUGUUUUCAGUGGGGUCUUCCAGCUCUCUCAGUUCUGGAGGCUCAUUCACCGGCAGGCACUUGGCAGUGGGAACUGGUGGGGAUGCUGUGGAAGGCCCCUCGAGUCUCCGGUACACUUUUGCUGAUCCGAUCACUGCCAACCUGGAAGGUGCUGUUACAUUUGAGGCACCAGAGUUGCCUGAAGAGACGCUCAUGGAGCAAGAGCACACCGACAUCCUGCGCAGCCUCCGCUUCACGCUGGCCUUUGUCCACUAUGUGAUGGAAAUCGCUGCCCUUAAAGGCAGCUCCAGUGAGAUGAGCAGUUCAGUGACAUCCGAGUACCAGCUCCAGGAGAGCGUGGUGGCUGACCAGAUCAGCCUCCUCAGCCGGGAGUGGAGCUAUGCAGAGCAGCUCGUGCUGUAUCUGAAAGUAGCAGAGCUUCUGUCCUCGGGGCUGCAGAUGGCCAUAGAGCAGAUCAAAGCGGGCAAGCUGUGCCUCUCCUCCACCGUCAAGCAAGUUGUGAAGAAGCUGAAUGAGCUUUAUAAAUCCAGUGUAUCGUCCUGCCACUGCCUCAACAUGAGACUCCAGAGGUUCUUCUUGGACAAACAGAAACUCAUGGAUCGGAUCAACAGCAUCACUGCAGAGAAGCUCAUCUUCAGCUAUGCUGUGCAAAUGGUGCAGUCUGCGGCCCUGGAUGAGAUGUUCCACCACAGAGAGGACUGUGCACAGAGGUACCACAAGGCUCUGCUGCUGAUGGAGGGGCUCCUGAACAUCAUCACUGAACAGGGGGACAUAGAAAACAUCAAUAAAUGUAAACUGUGCAUCGAACGCAGGCUGUCAGCUCUGCUGUCGGGGUUCUGUGCCUGAUUUCAGCGUUGUUGUUCUUCACGCACCUCGCCCCAGCUGAUCGCUUUGUUUCCAGCGGCCUGCUGCUGUGGUGGGAAACGAUUCUGGCAGUAGGAGACCUGGAGGAUGAACUGCUCAAUGUUUUGUCUUCUGACGUUUUGGGAAGUUGUUCCACAGACUCGGAUUCCUUUGUGGGGACGUGUGACUGCAGCAAGCACAAAUACUUCCCUGCCCAAAGGCCUGGGCGAAGGCAUAGCCGAUGUGGAAAGGUUCCCUCGUUGGCAGGGGGGAUGAAGGAUAGAGGUCUGCUUCUUCUCAGCACUUUGAAGGACAAGACUGCUGCCUAUCCCUCUUGCUUAAGAACAGGGUAUUCCAGUGCUCUGUCCAUUGCAGGCAAUGGAUGUGCUGAAACUGCUGGCUUCAGUUAGCGUUGGAGGGUGUCAUUCAGAAAUCAAGGCCAGUUUGUGUACUUUCCCCUACCCAGCUGAUAGCCAGGCAUCUUCCAGCUUCCCAGC